UAAGUGAAAGGAGGGGGAGGGAGAAAGAGAGAAGUUAAGAGAAAGUGACCAUCAUAUACUGUGAGCAAGGACCAACUCCAUCUUCCAUUACACUUGCUUGCAAACUAUAUGCACUACUACCUCUGAUAGAUGUCUGUGCCUAAAAUAGAGCAAAUUUCUGCACCUGUGAUACUUGGUGAAGGGCCUCACUGGGACCACGAUGCUCAAGCACUAUAUUACAUUGACAUUAAAGGCUCUACCGUCCAUAAGUAUGUUCCUGCCACCAAUACACACACGACAGUGAAAAUUGACGGUGGUGAAGUCUCACUUGUCAUUCCACUUGAAGGGACAAAAGACAAGUUUGUGAUUACUGUAGGGCGUAAUGUUGCUAUACUGACAUGGGAUGGUGAAAGCAGCACUCCUACAGAAGUGAAAUAUGUUAGUGCUGUUGACAAUGAAAAAGAACUUCAGGAUAACAGGCUAAAUGAUGGCAAGGCAGAUCCUAUUGGUCGACUCUGGGCAGGAACGAUGGGUGCAGAGUCAGAUCCAGAAGACAAAUUUCCACUAACCUUAGGAUCACUUUUCAGUUUCUCUAAGGAUUGGAAACCGACAAAACAUCUGUCAAACAUUACAGUAUCCAAUGGCCUGGCUUGGAGUGAAGACCUAAAGUCAAUGUACUACAUUGAUUCCCCAACAAGGAAAGUUGAGGCUUUUGACUUUGAUGCUGAAAGUGGCAAAAUUUCCAACAGACGUACAGCUUUUGAUUUUGACAUACACGACGUUCUUGGAUUUCCAGAUGGAAUGGCAACCGAUACCAAGGGAAAAUUGUGGGUGGCUUGCUUUGAAGGAAGUCAGGUGAUUCGAGUGGAUCCUGCAAAUGGAAAACUGUUGAGGUGCAUCCCUAUUCCUGCAUUAAAAGUGACAUCUGUUGCAUUUGGAGGACCACAACUUGAUGAACUUUAUGUCACUAGUGCAGAUAUUUUGACUGAGGAACAAAAGAAAAUGUACCCAGAAUCCGGUGCCACUUUCCGAGUGACAGGUCUUGGAGUCAAAGGAUACCCUGGUCAAGCUGUCAAGUUGUAAUCUUGUUUUCCAAAACAGUGCAUAAGCAUUGAACAGUGGAUACACGAUCAUCUUCCUCUUUUCACUUGUGUAAAAGUGACCAUGUUAAUACUGCAUAUUAUAUCUAACUUGAAUUUAGUGUUUAUUCUCCACAUCUGAUUUAUAGUUCAACAAGAAUAUUUUCAGGGCAAAAUAAAUGGUAGCAGUCGAUCACUAAAGUUUACAAAAAGUGGGAUAUAGAAAAAAAUUGAUGUUGUUGAAUGUACUAUGGAUGAAAAUUAAAGUAAUGAAUGCUGCCAAAAGGAGUUGACAAAUCCUAGGAAAUAUCUUUAUAUGAGAGUUAGUCAGAAAGUUUCCACAAUGAUUUAUUUUACAGCUUGUUAUGAUGGCUGCACUGUUUAUUCUGUGAGCGGAUAGAAGCAUGAACACACUAUGUUACUGUUAAAUACUUUUGACCUUAACCGGCCAGUUGUGGUGUCGUUUUAGUAGAGUUAACGUGGAUGCUCCACUUUCUGUUUGCACCAAAGAACAGUCUGCUAAGGCCUACUGAACCGUUAACAUAAUGAAAGUCACACUUUUUGAGGCACAAUGUCACUGGGGACAAGACGUGGAUCCACCAUUACGCCCCAGAAAGCAAACAACACAGUAUGGAACGGAAACAUCCGACAUCACCAGUCACAAAAGUGUUAUGUUGACACUUUUCUGGGAUGUACAGGGGCCAAUUUUGGAACACUACGUAGCAAAGGGCACAAUAGUAAAUGGUGUCCAUUAUACUGAAAUGCUUUGGGACCAGUUGAUGCCAGCUAUUCAAACCACAUGCAAUUGAAAAGGGUGGGACUAUAUAAAAAAAUAAUGCCAUGGAACAUACUCGUUGUCACUGAAUUAUUUAAUAAAAAUUUAAUUGCAGAAACUUUCUGACUCACCCUCAUAUACAGUUAAAGUGCAGAAAUGAAUUUUUUUAUACCUUUAGGCAUGCAAAUAUAAAACAAGCAAGUAACAAACAUAUGAAUGUUAUAGAAACAUUAAGACUCGAGAUUGUACACGGGAUGAGAAUCUGAUUUUUGAAUAUUCAUAAAUGAAUAAAGCAUGA
Messenger RNA from Zootermopsis nevadensis, 2131 nucleotides. RefSeq names its product regucalcin. Gene Ontology annotation, biological process: L-ascorbic acid biosynthetic process. Gene Ontology annotation, molecular function: gluconolactonase activity; calcium ion binding; enzyme regulator activity. Lineage: Eukaryota; Metazoa; Arthropoda; Insecta; Blattodea; Termopsidae. The record is from RefSeq and is a predicted model, not a curated record.